AUGGCAAAGCCAAUAAACAAAAGCUCAAUUGAAGAUAUUUGCAAGCAGAUUCAUGGUUCUUGGGGAAACUUUAGCAUCCUGGUUCGGGUAUUCGCAGAUCAAAUGACGCAACAACAUGGAUUCGAAAAGAUCCAAGAAAAGUACAAAGAGAUGUAUGGAAAAGACUUAUUUGAUCGUUUACAAGACACGAUUGGUGGCCAGGGAUCAAAGACGUGCACACUCUUGUCAAAGUUGAUGCUUAAUCCACACGAGCGUGACGCUAUCAUGGCUAAAAAUGCCAUUUUUAAGGAUAGGGGUUGUAUCAACUACAAAGCUCUCAUAGAGAUUUAUGUUGGUAGGAAAGCAAGCCAUUUUUUCCUCAUCCAACACGCUUAUCAAAGUAAAUUUAGAAGACAUUUAGACCAAGACAUCAUGAGCAUUGAACCCCCACACUCUUACCAAAAGAUUUUAAUGGCAUUGGCUGCAUCACAAAAAGCUCAUAGUGUAGAUGUUAGUGUACACAUUGGCAAGUGUGAUGCACAAAGACUAUUCCAAACUGGAGAAGCAACAUCAGGGGGGUUCAAGAUUAAUGAGGGAGUUGUGCUUGAAAUCUUUAGCAAAAGAAGCAUCCCACAACUCAAGCUCACUUUCUCAAUCUAUAAACAUAUUUAUGGCCAUAGCUAUACAAAGCACUUGAAAAAUAAAUAUGAUGGGGAGUUUGAAGAUGCAUUGAAAUUUGUGGUGAAAUUCCUAACCAAUCCACCAAAAUAUUAUGCAAAGGCUAUAGAAGCCAGUCUCAAAGGCAGAACAAUUGAUGAGGGCAGAUUGGAACGUAUAAUCGUGAGUCAGACUGAGAUCGGUAUGAAUAAACUGAGAAAAAACUACAAGAACAUAUUUGGGAAGGAUCUUAGAGAUGACAUAGUGGAGAGCCUUCCAGUUGGGGAUUUCAGAGACUUGCUCGUUGCGUUGACCAUGAAAACUAGUAGCGCGCAAUGAAGGAAUUCCAGUUCAACUUGCUCAAUCUAUAUAUAUAUAUAUAUAUAAGUAUUGAUUGAUCCAUAAUGGUGUAAUUUUGUUAGAAGGGACACUUUGUUAUAGUUGAGAUGGAAAUAUGGUUGAAUUAUAUUAGACCUUCAUGUGAUUAUGUUGUGAACUCAUUUUUAUUUUACAAGUAAUAUGUUAUAUACUGUAACUUUCAUGGUCCA
This is a messenger RNA of Erigeron canadensis, 1184 nucleotides long. RefSeq names its product annexin A3-like. Gene Ontology annotation, cellular component: cytoplasm. The transcript has 4 exons. NCBI's taxonomy places the organism in Eukaryota, Viridiplantae, Streptophyta, Magnoliopsida, Asterales, Asteraceae. Gene Ontology annotation, molecular function: calcium-dependent phospholipid binding; calcium ion binding. The record is from RefSeq and is a predicted model, not a curated record. The coding region runs from base 1 to 975 and encodes 324 amino acids.